This is a messenger RNA of Capsella rubella, 947 nucleotides long. RefSeq names its product vicilin-like seed storage protein At2g18540. The transcript has 3 exons. Lineage: Eukaryota; Viridiplantae; Streptophyta; Magnoliopsida; Brassicales; Brassicaceae. Bases 119 to 703 code for a protein of 194 amino acids. The record is from RefSeq and is a predicted model, not a curated record.
UCUCUCUCUCUCUCUCUCUCUCUCUCUCUCUCUCUCUCUCUCUCUCUCUCUCUCUCUCUCUCUCUCUCACAAAUCUCCGUCGAAUCAUUCCUCCAAGAAUCAGAUUCAGUAAAAAAAAAUGGCUUUUUGCAAUAAGCUAAGCCGUCUCGUGAAGCAGAGUGAGAAGGCUUCCAUGAUUGGGUCUCUCAGGUCUUUCACUGCUGAAGCCACUCACCAUAGACACCACCAAGAGACCCACAAUUUUCUUGAGCCAGAAAGCUAUAUUGGUAGCUGGGAAGCUCCUAACAAUCCCAAAGAUGCAGAGAGGAAGCUUGCAAAGCUUAGGAGAGAGUAUGCAAAGAAAGUUACAGUGUAUCGUAAAGAGUACAUUCAUGAGAUUGAGAUGCUUCGUGUUGAGAAGCAGCGUAAAGAUGAGGCUAGAUUGUUGGCUGAACGAGCUGCUAAUGAGGAGAGACGACGGUUGAAAGCUGAGGCUGCUAAGGUUAGAGCUGAGGAGCGUAAGAUUGCUGAUGAAGAGUUUAGGCAAACCUUGAUGAAAGAAAGAGCAGAGAAGCUAGAGGUCUGGAAGAUGAUGAAUAAAAAAAGGGAAGAGAAGAUUAAAGAGAGAAAGAAGCUACUACAUGAGCAGAGUUCAUUGUGGAUCGAUCAAAAGGAACUGGAAAAGAAGAUUACAGUAGCAUUGGUUGACACCGCUGUUCUCUAAACUGAGCUUCUCCGUUUGAAUCUUUUGUUUUUUAAGGAAGAAUCACAUUUCGUCCCGUUUGUUGAAGACAACUCUCUCCCUCCUUUCAGAUAAACAAGAAAGCAAAACAAAAAGGCGUUUUAGGCCUUUUGCAUUAAGCACAUAAUGAGUAAUUGGGAUUUAGUUUCAAAAUCGGUCUUGUGACCAAUCUCUUGUUUGUGGUUUUUGAUUUCAUUAAUAAGAACAUUUCAUUUCUUUUAUGAAA